Acaulospora colombiana is the source of this 219-nucleotide messenger RNA. NCBI's taxonomy places the organism in Eukaryota, Fungi, Glomeromycota, Glomeromycetes, Diversisporales, Acaulosporaceae. The record is from the annotation of a GenBank genome assembly.
AUGGAGUCAAGCAAAGAAUUAUUCGAAUUGGCUGUUUCCGAGCAUGGAUUAAAUAAAGUGAUUAUCACAGAAUGCAAAAACAAGAAAAGGAUUGGAAGAGGUGGAUUUGGAACCGUGUUUAAAUGUGAUAUUGGCGUAAGUUUUGGAAUGGUAGCAAUAAAGGAAAUGCCCGUAUGUGACGAAGACGAUAGGAACACAAUCAAGGUUUUUCUCAAUGAG